Messenger RNA from Aspergillus luchuensis, 1389 nucleotides. Its product is annotated as FMN-dependent alpha-hydroxy acid dehydrogenase family protein. NCBI's taxonomy places the organism in Eukaryota, Fungi, Ascomycota, Eurotiomycetes, Eurotiales, Aspergillaceae. The record is from RefSeq and is a predicted model, not a curated record. Gene Ontology annotation, molecular function: heme binding; oxidoreductase activity. The transcript is spliced from 7 exons. The coding region runs from base 1 to 1389 and encodes 462 amino acids.
AUGUUGACCAGCCAGUACAGGUCGAAAGACCGAUGUUUGGUUAUCAUAAAAGAAAAUGUGUACGACCUGAGCUCGUACUUGGACUCCCAUCCUGGCGGGUCAAGCAUCAUCCUGAAGCGGGAUGCAACAGAAGCAUUCGAGCCCAUCCACCCAAAUAACGUGAUUGAGAAGCAUCUAUCGCGAGAAGCCCACCUCGGCCCCGUUGCAGAUUCAGAUAUGAUUACCACACCCGCCUCGGCACAAAUGAAGAUGUCUUCCUUGGAAAGUAGUCUUCAGAAGAGCAUCCCUUCACUUUUGAGAUCCGUUGUCAACAUUCACAACUCUGAACUUUCUGUCUUUCAAAUAUUACCUGCGCGCUCGUUUGCCUUUUUCAAAUCUGGUGCUGAAGAUGAGAAAACUGUUCAAUGGAACCAGAAUAGUUGGAAUCGUAUCCGCUUUUGUCCGCGAGUUUCAAGACCCAUCCGGGCCAUCGACUUAACGACAUCCAUACUUGGAACGAAAUACUCAGCGCCAUGUUUCAUCUGCCCUGCAGGAGGUGGUAAGCUGGCGCAUCCGAGUGGAGACCUGGCUUUGACCAAAGUUGCUGGGAAACAUGGCAUUCUUCACUGGGUACCGAACAACACCGGUUGUUCGCAGGAAGAGUUGGCGGAUGCGCGUGCGGACACGCAGACAUUGUACUGGCAGAUAUAUGCUCUGGAGGACCUUUCCGUGACGGAGAAGGAAAUAAAACAAGCUAUUUCGUUGGGUUACCGGGGGUUUGCUUUAACUGUUGAUGCCAAUCGAGUUGGCAAGCGAGAACGUGAUGAGUUUUCUGAGAAUCAAGAGGGUGAAGACAAUGAGUUUGCCAGUGGCCCUACAGUUUCGCGGUCCCACCUCUUCCCCGACUUUGACUGGAUGUCCGCAGUUUCGUGGUUACGAAAUAUAACGGAUCUGCCAAUUGCGAUAAAGGGCAUUCAAUCCUGGAAAGAUGCUGCACUAUGCAUGAAGUACGGAGUACAUCCGUGGCUGUCGAACCACGGAGGACGACAGCUCGAGGGGGCUCCCUCUGCUGUUGAUACCCUUCUUGCCAUCCAUGCACACUGCCCCGAAGUCAUUCGCCGUUGUGACGUUAUUGUCGAUGAGGGUAUCAGUCGCGGUUCUGAUAUUGUGAAAGCUCUUGCUUUAGGCGCAAAAGGCGUCGGACUGGGGCGAGCAUUUCUUUACGCCUUGGCACUUCGCGAGCCAGGCGUCGACAAGGCAAUCAGAAUUCUGAAAAAUGAAGUUGAGACGACCAUGGCUUUGCUGGGAGUUGUCAGUGUUGACUCGCUGAAUCCUUCUUAUGACUUCGACUGGCAGAUCAGCGCAUCUAGCGAUCAGGAUAGGCUUCCCCGUGGCCGCUCUAAUCUCUAG